AUGGCAAAUCAAACUGCCGUUAACUUCCUUAAAUUACCGGCAGUCACCACACUAGAUUUUUCGAAUCAUCGAUACGGAUCGAUUCCAAUACGAUCUUUGGCUCGUGCAUUACAACACAACUCAACGAUCACCACACUAGAUCUCGAAAAUAAUGAAAUUGGAGAUGUUGGAGCACGAUCUUUGGGUCAUGCAUUACUAUACAACACAACAAUCACCGCACUAAAUCUCUCACAUAAUCGAAUCGGAGAUGUUGGAGCACAAUCUUUGCGUCGUGCAUUACUAAACAACACAACAAUCACAACACUAGAUCUCCAUUAUAAUGAAAUCGGAGAUGAUGGAGCACAAUCCUUGAGUCAUGCAUUACGAUACAACUCAACACUCACCACACUAAAUCUUUGGAACAAUGGAAUCGCAGAGGUUGGAGCACAAUCAUUAGGUGAUGCAUUACCGCACAACUCAGCACUCACUACACUAAAUCUCUGGAACAAUCGAAUUGGAGACGCUGGAGCACAAUCUUUAGGCGAUGGUUUACAACACAACUCAACACUUACCACACUAAAUGUCCAAUGUAACCAAAUCAGAAAUGUUGGAGCACAAUCUUUGGGAAAUGCAUUACAACAAAACACAACACUCACCACACUAAAUCUCUCGUUCAAUGAAAUUGGAGCGGUUGGAGCACAAUCUUUAGGAGAUGCAUUACAAUACAACUCAACACUCACCACACUAAAUCUGUCGCACAAUGGAAUCGGAGAUGUUGGAGCACAGUCAUUAGGUGUUGUAUUACAGCAUAACUCAACACUCACUACAUUAAAUCUCUCGUUCAAUAAAAUCGGAGAUGUUGGAGCACAAUUUUUAGCUAAUGCAUUACAGUACAACUCUACACUAACCGUACUAAAUCUCUGGGAUAAUUAUAUCGGAAAUGAUGGAACAAAAUCUUUUGGUGAUGCAUUACAACAAAACAAAACACUCACCAUACUAACCGUCUCAGGUAAUCGGAUCGGAGAUGAUGCGAUGAAUAUAAUCGUUAAAUUACUCGAACGGAAUAGUGGAGCAGGCCUCGAAAUUGGUCCACUUCCUUCUGGCUCACCAUGGCCCACAUCGAGCCUUCAAUAUUGUAAACCCACCCGGCCCAAUGAUGCUUAA
This is a messenger RNA of Adineta steineri, 1143 nucleotides long. Lineage: Eukaryota; Metazoa; Rotifera; Eurotatoria; Adinetida; Adinetidae. The record is from the annotation of a GenBank genome assembly.